Molecule: messenger RNA, 630 nt
Organism: Beta vulgaris subsp. vulgaris (sugar beet)
Lineage: Eukaryota; Viridiplantae; Streptophyta; Magnoliopsida; Caryophyllales; Amaranthaceae
Product: ribosome biogenesis protein NOP53-like
Exons: 2
Coding region: 47-277 (76 amino acids)
Biological process (GO): rRNA processing; ribosomal large subunit assembly
Cellular component (GO): nucleolus
Molecular function (GO): 5S rRNA binding
Source: RefSeq, a predicted model, not a curated record
AAAAUAAUGAUGCAGGAAGUCUAAAGAAAAACGGAUAACCAUAGUUAUGCGGAAUAAAAGAAUCAGGCGGAAGGAUCAGCAAAGAGCAAAAGAAAAAGCCAAAAAGAUGGAUGCGCUUUCAAAAGAAAUUGACGGCAUACCAGAUAUACUUCAGGAAAUAGCUGAAGAGCAGGAGGAAAAGCAAAAGAAGCAUCUUCGUCGUGUGAUAUCAAAAGAAGAAAGACUAAAAUCAGGCCCUCCACGUUUGGGAAAGCGGAAGUAUGUCAUUCUUUACUAACUGUUGCUUCUCCGGCGACUUCGUGCUUCAAGCUUCUCCGGCGACUUCGUGCUUCUCGGUUUGUUAGAUCUUGUAAAGUGAUUAUACAAUUGGGUUUUCUUUUAUUUUGAUAUUUUUUAGAUAUAAAAAUUUGGGAGAUGAUUCUUUUUUUUUUCUGUAAAUUAAUGAUACUGGUUUGUUAGAUCAUGUAUUAUUGUAUUAUUUGUAUUAUCGAAGAACAAUUUGUAUUAUUGUUUCAAUUUAUGAAAGUGAUUAUACAAUCGGUUUUGUUUGAUGUUGUUUCAAUCGAUUUGUUUGAUGCUGUUAGAUCUGGGUUUUUAAUUUUUGUCUCGUUUCUUUUUCCUCGAAUGCAG